This is a messenger RNA of Rubroshorea leprosula, 251 nucleotides long. Lineage: Eukaryota; Viridiplantae; Streptophyta; Magnoliopsida; Malvales; Dipterocarpaceae. The record is from the annotation of a GenBank genome assembly.
GCAAAAUUGAGGCGAUGGAACUUAUCUUAUUGCAAUUGAUCCCGGUGUUUGGCUGCCAAAAUGCUGAGCUGGGAGCUCCGAAGCUUGGCCGUGUGUAUUUGAUGAAGAAACUGCAACGUAUUCUCUGGUUUAAGGUGGGGAGUGGAAUUCUGUUUGUCGGAUAAGGGUUUGGGCGAGAAACUGCCAUCGCCAUCGAUGGAAAUUAUAGAGAUUCAGGCGGGGUUGAACGGUAAGAAACAUUCCCUCCAUUC